Dreissena polymorpha is the source of this 567-nucleotide messenger RNA. RefSeq lists its product as uncharacterized. The transcript is spliced from 2 exons. Bases 1 to 567 code for a protein of 188 amino acids. NCBI's taxonomy places the organism in Eukaryota, Metazoa, Mollusca, Bivalvia, Myida, Dreissenidae. The record is from RefSeq and is a predicted model, not a curated record.
AUGGAUACAGUCGCCAAGGAUUCUAGGGAAAAAGUCGACAGGGUGGAAAACAAAAUAGACUCCGUGGGCAUUGACAUAGAGGGGGCAAGGAGAAGGAUAUCGGACUUGGAACAGGUCAAUAAAAGAUUAAGAGACGACAUGAACUAUGUGCAAUCACAGAAGGAAGAAAAUGAAACGCCGACAAAAUGCGAAGAAAUAGUGAGAACAUUCAUGUCGGAGAAGCUAAAAUUUACCAAGGAAGCGGUGGCUGCCAUGAGAUUUGAGAGAGUGCACAGGAUGGGCCACAAAAACACAAACGGAAUUAGACCUGCCGGAAACGGCGGCGAUGAGAGGCACCGAAGCAUCGUGUGCAAAUUCUCGUUCUUCAAUGACAGAGAGCAGGUCCGCGGGAGCAGCCGAAAUUUAAUGGGAACGCCGUUCUACGUCACAGAGCAGUUCCCACCGGAAGUUGCACUCAAAAGGAGGCGUCUCUUAAAAAGAGCCAAAGAGGAAAAGCAGGCGGGAAAACGGGCGUGGGUGUCAUACGACACUUUAUACAUCGACGGCAGGCCAAUAAAGGAUGCAUAG